Molecule: messenger RNA, 813 nt
Organism: Nezara viridula (southern green stink bug)
Lineage: Eukaryota; Metazoa; Arthropoda; Insecta; Hemiptera; Pentatomidae
Source: the annotation of a GenBank genome assembly
CUAACUUGUUACAAGAGCACAUUGUCUUUUAUCUUUAUAUUCUGCAACCUUAACCCUUAUCCGGAUGGAAUGAGAUAAUGCUGGCUUUUGUUGUGGUAAUGACAGUGGCAGUUGCUGGUCCCAUUCUACUUGCGGACAAGUCGGCCCAAAUUCCUUUGCACAAAUUUUACCAAGUUGAUAAAGUAGAACUUGACACUCUGUUGGCCCUACCACCACCAGAAAUCACUAGAGACAUAGAAAGAAGAAAAAGAGCCGAAGAUAUGUCUGGUAUGCCGAUGCCGAUCCCCCCACGACUACAGCCUCCACCGUACAUCUUCGUUUUACCAGCGACAACGCCUGGUCACAACAGUGUUUAUGUCUUACAGUCAGAGACGGAAAAAGAAAAAUUGGGAUUGUCGACCGCAAAGCAACCGGAUGUCGCAUGCCACAUUUGUCCUAUAGAGUUGGAGAGGCAUAAGGUGCUGUCAUCGAAUAAGAUCGAAUCUUGUUGCGGUUCCCUACUGGAGCCAGUUGACCCAUAUCCAAACGCUCAAAAAGAAAUUAAAAAGAGAGUCAACUUUGGUAAUAUCUACUCUUACAAAUGGGAGUUUAAGCGCCAGAACAAGGGGAAAAUAUCGGGAUCACUAGAGCUUCCUAGAUUAAAAACGUCUCUUACGGGGUCGAAAGCAUCUAAAAAGAGGUUAUAGAUUCAUCAUAUUCGGCAAUGAUAAUAACAGAAGAAAGAAUAAUUCCUGCUGUCAGACGACAAUAAAAAUGCUUCCCAAGCUGUUUAUUUUUUUAAUGUAAAAUAUAAUAUAGUAUUGUCAUUUAUUU